AGGAACCUCGGGAAAUCUGGAUUGCGUGUCUCGUGUCUGGGGCUCGGCACGUGGGUAACAUUUGGAGGUCAGAUCUCCGAUGAGGUGGCGGAGCAGCUGAUGACCAUCGCCUACGAGAGCGGGGUCAACCUGUUCGACACAGCAGAGGUCUACGCGGGGGGGAAAGCAGAGAUAAUCCUGGGAAACAUCAUCAAGAAAAAGUGCUGGAGGAGAUCCAGCCUGGUGAUCACCACAAAGCUCUACUGGGGAGGGAAAGCAGAGACAGAGAGAGGCCUCAACAGAAAACACAUCAUUGAAGGUUUAAGGGGCUCCCUCCAGAGGAUGCAACUUGAGUAUGUGGACGUGGUUUUUGCAAACCGGCCAGACGGCAACACUCCUAUGGAGGAGAUCGUGAGAGCAAUGACACAUGUGAUCAACCAGGGGAUGUCCAUGUACUGGGGGACAUCACGGUGGUCCGCCAUGGAGAUCAUGGAGGCGUACUCUGUGGCCAGGCAGUUUAAUCUGAUUCCACCCGUGUGUGAGCAGGCUGAGUACCAUUUCUUCCAGAGGGAUAAAGUGGAAACUCAGCUACCAGAGCUCUACCAUAAGAUAGGUGUGGGUGUGGUCUCUUGGUCCCCCCUGGCCUGUGGCAUCAUCACUGGAAAGUAUGAAAACGCCAUCCCAGACGCCUCCAGGGCGUCGAUGAAGCCAUACCAGUGGUUGAGGGAGAAAAUAACGAGUGAAGAUGGAAGAAAACAACAAGCCAAGCUGAAGGAACUCACUCAUAUUGCGGAGAAGCUUGGAUGUACUUUGCCUCAGCUGGCCAUAGCCUGGUGCCUGAGGAACGAGGGAGUGAGCUCAGUGCUGCUGGGAUCCUCUAAUCCGAAGCAACUAACAGAGAAUCUGGGAGCAAUUCAAGUUAUUCCAAAGAUGACACCCGCCAUCGCCACAGAGGUUGAUCAUUUUCUGGGAAAUCGUCCUCACAGUAAAAAGGACUGCCAGCAGUAGGAUGAACCCCCUUCUAUCGUAAACUAUGCUCCAGAAGCUUCUCAAAGCUCACUCCUCACAGCCAUGGCACCAUAAACAUGGGCCCAACUUUAAUUCUGUGCUUGUAUGACUGUGUGUGAAUGUGUGUGUGUGUGUGUGUGUGUGAGUGUGUGUGUGUGUGUGUGUGUGUGUGUGUGUGUGUGUGUGUGUGUGUGUGUGUGUGUGUGUGUGUGUGUGUGUGUGUGUGUGUUCUGCUUGGCUGCUUGUCUGUAGGAAGAUCAACCAGUGCUCCUUAUUGUAAAGUGAGUUACUUGACAAAAGCAUGCAUGCUCCAGCUAUAGCAGCCAGCCCCCAUGACUCGGUCGGAAAACAUUAGUUACAGGAUCCAGCUAAAUUAUUUGUGAAACGAAAUUCUUCUCCACUCAAAAACAUGAACCACAAAUUCAGAGAAGCAAAUGAUUAGCCUAUAUUUUGAGACAGAAAUAUUGCUUUAAUUACUUCUGUGACAAGGGUGUUGAUGCAUUAUGUAAAUACUACUUUAGAGACACUUGCUGCUGCAGAAAAGCAUCACAUAAGCUCAUGGCACUGCAGUAAUCGACACACAAAAAAGGUCGAUCUGUAUCAAAAUGUACCCAGUUAUGCAGAAGUCUCCCUUUCUAGAUGUUUGUGAUGUGAGGAAGAAAAAAACAAUGAUGAUGUGUGUGGUCACAGCAGACUGGAUGAUAUGCUGACCCCCUCCACUGCAGCUGGUGUUUGCCUGUCAACGUGAUGAAUCGUUUCAGGGCUGAAGGAACCGAAGUUCUGCUCAUAGUGCUGUCACUAAUACUACAAGAGCAAAGUUAAGCUAGAAUAUGUUUGAAAUCAUCUGUACUGACUGUUAUAUAUAUUUUCCUAAUGAAGCAGCUAUGUCAGAAUGAGCGUUACAUCUCAUUGUGAGAUUCUUCACAAAAGUACGGGAUAGUGGACUUUCCUGUUGUGAACCUUCAACCAUUUUUUAUUUUGGACUUUGACAGACUUUCUGUCAGUGGCGAUGAUAUCUGAUUCAUUUAGUUUUUCUCUAUGUUGUAGCUAAAAUGUUUGUCUCGUCACUGUUGGGUAGAUGACCCUCCUCUGGGGCCGAUUGAGCAGCUAAUGAGGAGGCUCAGUUAAAAAAACACAUUACACAUAUGGACCUGGACCCCUGCAGUCACUGCACCUGGAACACAGUCAAUUCUUACCCAUCGUCACCCAGUUGCCAGUUUUACAUAAAGAGAUUAUCUUUAUGUUCAGUCUGUUCAAACAUGUGUUUUGGGUGUUGUUCAUCAGAUUUGUACAUACAAAUAAAGAGCUUAUAAUUCUCA
This is a messenger RNA of Pleuronectes platessa (European plaice), 2306 nucleotides long. It is a transcript of the gene kcnab1b, whose product is annotated as potassium voltage-gated channel subfamily A regulatory beta subunit 1b. Gene Ontology annotation, biological process: transmembrane transport; negative regulation of delayed rectifier potassium channel activity; potassium ion transport. The coding region runs from base 100 to 987 and encodes 295 amino acids. Gene Ontology annotation, cellular component: voltage-gated potassium channel complex; juxtaparanode region of axon; cytoplasm. NCBI's taxonomy places the organism in Eukaryota, Metazoa, Chordata, Actinopteri, Pleuronectiformes, Pleuronectidae. The record is from RefSeq and is a predicted model, not a curated record. The transcript has 13 exons. Gene Ontology annotation, molecular function: transmembrane transporter binding; voltage-gated potassium channel activity; potassium channel regulator activity.